UCAUCCUCCUCCUCUUCCUCUCUCUCUCCUCAGGUGUUACGUUCUCUCUUUGGCUCUCAUAUCUCUUCUCUCAUCUUGGCACCUCCCACCUCUGAUGAUGUCACUGAGGGCUCUGCUGGACAUCCUGCUGCUUCCUCCUCCUCCUCUUCCUCGUCCUCGUCUCCCUCUGGAUUGGUUCUUGGUAGUGGUGCUGCAAGGGGAUUGGUGGGCAAACGGGAAGUGGUCCCACGGUUCUUCCUCGAUUUCCUGCAGCGACAGGCCAAAAUGAGGAGGCGGACCCGAAAGUCGAUGGUGGGAGGAAGAGGAUGCUUCGGGAUGAAGAUGGACCGCAUCGGCUCUGUCAGUGGGCUGGGCUGUUGAAGACGCUCAUGUUACCAUGGUGACACCUGUAGGCCUUCCAUUAUGUUGCCAUGGAACCACUUUCCAACAAGAACACUGACCUCAGAACACUGUAGUGACCACGGUGACCACGGUGACCACGGUGACCACGGUGACCCUGAACCGACCCUACGUGAUGUCUGACCUUCAGGUCGGAGACUCCAUGUUGGUGCUUCACUAGUAAAGGAAACGUAGACACAGGUCGUCAACUGGUGACCCCUGACCCCUGACCC
This is a messenger RNA of Paralichthys olivaceus (Japanese flounder), 611 nucleotides long. NCBI's taxonomy places the organism in Eukaryota, Metazoa, Chordata, Actinopteri, Pleuronectiformes, Paralichthyidae. The record is from RefSeq and is a predicted model, not a curated record.